Gaeumannomyces tritici R3-111a-1 is the source of this 1073-nucleotide messenger RNA. RefSeq names its product 3-beta-hydroxysteroid-Delta(8),Delta(7)-isomerase. Gene Ontology annotation, biological process: sterol biosynthetic process. Gene Ontology annotation, cellular component: endoplasmic reticulum; membrane. Bases 35 to 775 code for a protein of 246 amino acids. The transcript has 2 exons. The record is from RefSeq and is a predicted model, not a curated record. Gene Ontology annotation, molecular function: C-8 sterol isomerase activity; steroid Delta-isomerase activity; cholestenol delta-isomerase activity. Lineage: Eukaryota; Fungi; Ascomycota; Sordariomycetes; Magnaporthales; Magnaporthaceae.
CAACCAUCACAACCAUCACAACCAACCACCCACCAUGGCCGAAAACAUGUCAUCCGCCCACCCCUACUCGCCCGUGGGCGUCGAGAUCCCCGGCUACGUCGCCAACACCCUGACGACGCCCGCCAUCUUCGCCAUCUUCGCAUCCACGCUGUCGGCCGUGCUGCUGCCCGCCGCGUACCGCAUCAGGCGGGCGCGGCCGGACCUGCCCGCCGGCGAGAUGGCCACGGCCAUGUGGUUCGUGGCGUGCGCCGUCAUCCACUUUUUCCUCGAAGGCUACUACGCCCUCAACUUCCGCGACAUUGCCUCCCAGUCGGCCGUGCCGGCGCAGCUAUGGAAGGAGUACAGCCUCUCGGACUCGCGCUACCUGCUGCGGGACCCCUUCAUGGUGCCCAUGGAGGGCGUGACCGCCUUUGUCUGGGGCCCGCUCUCGGCCGUCCUGGCCCUGCUGGUCGUCACGGGACACCCGCUCCGCCACCCGCUCCAGCUGCUCGUCAGCGCCGGCCAGUUCUACGGCGACGUGCUCUACUACGGCAACUUCAUGAUGCACGAGCGGGUCUGGGGCCGCGACCACUGCCGCCCCGAGCCCUACUACUUUUGGUGCUACUACGUCUUCAUGAACGCCAUCUGGAUCGUCGUGCCCGGGUUCCUCGCCUUCUCGAGCAUCAGGGCCUCGGCCCGCGCUUUUGCCGUUGCUGAUAGGGCGGCGGCGGCGGCGGCGGCGGCGUCGUCGUCGUCGUCGGCGGCGGGUAAGGGCGGCAAGAAGGCCUCGAGCUGAUGUGGCGUUUGUGUUGUAAGUAAGGCUUGGAGGCAAAGAGUCGAUAUGCAAGGGGAGAGGGGAUAUUGCCGAGCAAGGAAGCCGUUUUGGAAAAAUCAGCAGGUCCAAUGGGCAAGCAACACAGCAUAGGCGUGCGAGUAGCCAUAAUAAUCACCAUGUCUUGGGGCUCGCCCGUCCAGGUGACCAGCGGGCGCAGCCGAAGAGGGCUAUGUCAAAGGGUACUGUAGACCCUUGUUAGAUGACUGGCAUGAAAGCUUGACCUACGCUUGAUUCUCUUUCUAGAAACGCUAGCCCCGAC